Messenger RNA from Cavia porcellus (domestic guinea pig), 2573 nucleotides. It is a transcript of the gene Troap, whose product is annotated as trophinin associated protein. Lineage: Eukaryota; Metazoa; Chordata; Mammalia; Rodentia; Caviidae. The transcript has 14 exons. The coding region runs from base 122 to 2440 and encodes 772 amino acids. The record is from RefSeq and is a predicted model, not a curated record.
GCGUAUUUUACGAACUGGGGAAGUAGCAGCAGCAGAAGUCCAGAAACGGGGAGAAAUCGAAGAAAGUGGAGGCGACCAUAAAGGGUUCUCGGGACGGUGCGGCACAGGGAUUCUGCAGGAAAUGAGGGCUGCGGGAUCUCAGAGGGAAGAGAGCAAUCAGAGGUGCCAGGCGAAAGAGCAAGAUCGAGUCACCAUGACCACCAUCCAAGCCACGAAGGAUCCCCUCCUCCGGGAUCCUACACCCAGCAAGAUCCCAGUACGCUCUCGGAGACGCCCGCCUUUCCUCACAGUCAAACCGAGCGCCCAGGACCAGGAGAACCAAGAUCCAAGGACUCUGAUGGAGAAGUCUCAGCUCAGUAUUCAACGUAACUUUGUUGACUCAGCAGGCCCCAGUUCGAAAGCCACACACCAAACAGAGAAAUCACAAAGGUCGAUGGCGAUCACUCAGCUUCGGAACCCCCUGGAGGAGCUCAGGCCUAGCCCUGGGGAACAAAAUUCGGGGCUUGGGCCCCCUCCACAAACAGAAGCUCCAGGGCCUAUAGAAUUUGUGGCUGACCCUGUAGCCCUGGCUACCAUCCUAUCAGGUGAGGGGGUGAAGAGCUGUCCAAUGGGGCGUCAGUCCAGCCUGGCUCAGAGAGUACUGGUUCGAGAGAGCCAGGGAGGUACCAUCCGGCGGGGCCAGGUUUCUCGGGCCUCUGCAUACUUGGCCCCCAGGACCCCCAUGCACCAACUAGGCCCUGCCAGGGCUUCCUGCUUUUCAAGGCUGGAGGGAUCUGGACCCCGGGGUUUGACUUUGUGUCCCCAGAGGCUGAAGGCUCUGGCUCUACCUUCAGGAUCUUUUCAUGCCUCUACUCGCCCUCAUUUACAGGAGCUCAGAAGAGAGACAAGUGGCAAGAACUGGACUUCAGUGAGCCAGGUCUCAGGAUUGCUCCUGGAAACCCCUGCGCAGCCUGCUUCUCUCUCUGAAGAACAUGAAAGGAUACCUCAUUCAGAUGAAGGAGGAGGAGCUCUCCUAGGUCUGGCCCAGCGAGUACCUUUAAGAGAGACAGCACACCCUAGGGAUGGCCUGAUGGCCUCCUCUGCUCCUUUGGCCCAGUCCAUGCCUGGCCGUGUGGUACCGCCUUCUGUCACCCAUCCGUCACCCUUUGGACGGGCUCAGCGUGUACCCUCGCCUGGCAUCCCUGCUCUGGUUUGUAUUGAAAACUUGGGGGGUGAGCAGGAACAGAACAAUCUGGCCAGAGAACCCUGUUGGCCUGGGUGUUUUUCCUGCUCAGCCAUCCGCCUACCUCCCCAGACUUCAUUUUCAUUAUUGCAGCGUCUCGCCAUUCGACCCAAAACCCAGUUCACUCCAUCCACCCCCAGAGUUCAGCAGGCCCAAUGGUUGAGUGACCUCACCCCUCAGUCCUGUCCUGAAGAGCUUGCUCUGCCUUGGGAGCAGAUUGCUGUACGGUUGUUUGACCAGGACAGUGGUGUAAGGUUGCAGGAACAGUCUGGGAAACCAGCCGUGGCAAGUCCUGGAUCACACCCGAAUGGAGCCCUCAACUUCCAGGAGCUAAAAAUGCAGCGCAUCAGUAUCCUGCAGCAGUUAUUGCGUCAGGAGGUAGAAGGGCUGGCAGUGGACAAGUAUGCCCACCUUAAUGGAAGCUGCUCUCUGGAUAUGGCUGAACUUCAGCCCCUGCUGGCUGAGAUUUCUAGGACCCUGAAUGCCCCAAAGCAUAACUCUGGAACAUCCCACCUUCCUGAACUGUCACAACACUCCAAGCUGCCAGAGCCCUGCCCUUCAGAGGAGUGUGGGGAAGCACAGCCCUGCUCUGGGGUGACAGAACCAGAGCCAGACGUGAUACAACCCUGCCCACCAAUGGAGCCAGGGCCUCCAGAGUCUUGCUCUGAGGUUAGGCCAGAGACACCAGAGUCCCCUUCCCAGAAGCAGCCUGAGAAAGCAGAGCCCUGCCCACCAGUAGAGCCUGGACCCCUUCAGCCUAGCCCCCAGGGACAGACUGUGUCCGAAGAGGCCUGUCCUACUGUAGGGUUGGGGACUUGCUGCCUGGAACCAAAAUGCCUAGAGGCCAGUCCAUGGCGCUGCUGCAGUCAGAGGGCUGCAGCAACCACCAGCCUGACCUUCUCUUCCCAACGCCCCCUUUGUGCUAGCCCCCCUAUCUGCUCACUGCAGUCUACAAGGCCCCUGACAGGCCAGGCAGGUCCUAGCAGUCUGGCCCCUCAAACACUGGCCCUGAGGCAGCGCCUCAAAGCAUGUCUCACUGCUAUCCACUGCUCCCAUGAGGCUCGACUGGACGAUGAGUGUGCCUUUUACACUAGCCGAGUCCCUUCCCCAGGCCCAACUCGGGUCUGUACCAACCCUGUGGCCACACUGCUUGAAUGGCAGGACGCCCUGUGUUUCAUUCCGGUUGGUUCUGCAGCUUCUCAGAGCUCUCCAUCCUGAGGCUCCCACCUCCACCCACUCCCACCCUCCCCAGAUCACCCCUUCCCUUUAGUCCUUAUUUAUUUGGUGUUCCCAUGGAACUGGGGCCCAACAUUCUUUUAUUAACUUUAAUAAAGUUUCUAUAGUCUUUGAA